Molecule: messenger RNA, 2561 nt
Organism: Pundamilia nyererei
Lineage: Eukaryota; Metazoa; Chordata; Actinopteri; Cichliformes; Cichlidae
Exons: 16
Coding region: 223-2307 (694 amino acids)
Molecular function (GO): interleukin-17 receptor activity
Source: RefSeq, a predicted model, not a curated record
AUUCAGUUAUCAGGAAGGGCGGUGAAACAAAAUCCCAGGAGCCUCACGACGCGUCGCUACUGUCGAGCUAGACAUGAUCGCGAUUUUCUCGUCCUGCCGAGCUCGGUGCUUUAAGUAUAAGAAGCUCUGAUUUUUAUGUGUCCCGUGAGGAGGGGAGCGUAGCCGUGGAGCAGGAGACGUGCGUCGGAGUGAAAGGGCUUGUGCUAGGCGCACUCCAAAAAUAUGGGUCUCACACGCCGGUGGGUGCCACACGUGGUCUCCCUGCUGUUAUCGCUGUGUUUCUGGCUGUUCGUGUCGGCAGGCGCGCUGGAGAUUUUUGACCAAGACACACCUGAGUUCACCUGCAGCAAAGGUUUGACUGACUGCCAUGUGGAUCAAGCUCCGUUUUCUGAUGACUUCCCUGAUCCAUACAGUAAAGUUGACGUUACACAGUUGCAGCUCGAAAGUGUUCUCUGCUGUUCAAACAAACAGAACUGCAGUCUUUGCCUUCAAGUCACCAUCACUCUACAAGCUGACGAAAUGGGUAUCGUGACGGAUGUUUCUGAGGAGUCGGGUGAUGACGGCGAAAAAGAAGAUUUUGUGAAAGUGCAUUUUAGUGUCCCGGGAACGUUAGACUGUUGGAAGAUACUCUAUUUUAAACAAAGCAACACCACUGUUGGCAAGUCGACAUAUAAGCUGCUGUUGAGAGAAAAAGUGCAGUUCGGCAGUCCUGUUAUGGUCAGUGUAGACUCAAAGAGUCAAAAUAUGACACUUCCCUCUUUAAAAAAUGUUUGUGAUGAGGAGCCUAACGGAACUAUAAAGGAAUGUGGUCCCAGACUCUGUGUGAAAGAUCAGGGGAGGAAUGUCAAACUGCAACUUGUAAAAGCUGAUGUCAGACAAGGAGAUGCAAUCACAUGGCAGAUGGUUUGGGAUAAAAUUCCUGCAGAACAGCGUGAAUGGCCCAAAGAGAAGGAUGAGGUGGUCAUACCAUCAGACUUUGUUGCACCAUGCCUGUGCUUCCAGGCAUGGUGGAAGGGAUCAUUAAGAACACAAAUCUGCCCUUUCAAAAACAAUGAAGGUGCACUCGAAAAUAUGCAGCACAGUGUGUCUGCAACUUUGGUGGAGUCUCAGCUGAGGAAUGGUGGCAUAGGGCUGAUCUGGAAUGUAAGUGCGCCGUGUAUACUGGAAGCAGAGGUGUGGCUGUGCAAGAAAGGCCAGGUGGGAGGCCAGUGUGAAGAGGUGAUGGGUUCCAGACAGAGACUACAAGCUAAAUGGGAUGAACGAAGCAACAGAUACUUGCAAACCGGAGAGUUCGAUGUGCCAUCUCACCCUCUGCUAUGUGUUCAGAUGAAGAUUAACGGGACAAAAUCACUCUUAGAGCCCCAGUGUCCGUUUGCCACAUCUCGAUUGCGAUGGAGUGUGGUGCUCAUCAUUGGAUUACUACUCGUGUGUUUAGCAAUACUGGGAGCGUAUUUAAUACAAGGGAUUCUACAAGGCUAUGUUUGGAAGUGGCUGAAAGACGAAGACGUUAAAGGGGCUGUGGGCGGUGUUCAUGUUGUGUUGCUGUACCCACCUGAUGAUAACCCUUGCCUGCCAGAGCUGUUGUGUCAUUUGGGCUCAUCUCUCCAAUCACUGGGCUUUAGUGUAUCUCUAGACCUGUGGAGCCACGCUGAGCUCAGCAUGCUGGGACCUGUGCCGUGGCUCCACUCACAACUUGAUCAGCUACAAAGGCAAGGGGGCAAAGUGGUGCUAGUCCUAACCCAGGCCUCCUGGACAAAAGCUGAAGAAUGGGGAGCUCAGCGCUCAGAGAGGAAAAGACAUGUGAAAGAAGAAGAGGCAGGAAGAGAUUACCCUGGGUCUUCUCGCUGUGCAGAUGUUUUCAGUGCUUCACUGAGCUGUGUUCUAGCAGACUACUUACAGGGCCGCGCUGGCGAACGGUUUAUGCUGGUGCAAUUUGAAUCCCUCCCACCUGAGCCCCCAGGUAGUUUCCGACCGCUGCCAGAACUUUUCCGAGGCCUGCAUGUCUACAGCCUUCCAUCCCAGAGCCUGGGUUUCCUGACUGAACUGGCUGGAGCUCGUCAAGUAGCUACUGCAUCAGCCAGACGGAAAAGAGCAGGGGGGCUCAGGAUGGCAUCACGGGCUCUAGCCCAGAGACUGUCAGCAUUCACAACAGGGUCAAAUGUAUUACGCCUUGUGGGAGUGCAUCAGAGUUGUGUUGCCGUAGGAGGGGAAGACUCUGGGGAAACUGUGCCAUUGCAGCCCAGUCUUAUCACACCCCCAUCCAGCCCUGACACGGACCUGCAGGGCAGUGAAAUGGAGUGGGCCUGACAAUGCGACAGGACAGCUAUGGUUCAGUUUUGGGAUGAGCAAACAGUAAUGACACAAUCUGAACGGUUGCUCAUCAUUACCUUUGCUACUUCAGCUUCUUUAUUUCAGGAAAAACUCUGGAAUCCUAGCCUGUUGAAAAGGAGGCAUUAAAAAAAAAAUCAGCCCUGCUCUAGGAAAACAAUAAAAUAUCACCACUUCCAAAGAAAAAGGUGACAGCAGAUCCAAAGGUCUGUGAUGACUAUUUUUGAAAAGUA